Molecule: messenger RNA, 16658 nt
Organism: Amoebophrya sp. A25
Lineage: Eukaryota; Dinophyceae; Syndiniales; Amoebophryaceae
Source: the annotation of a GenBank genome assembly
UUCGUUAUCUGAAGAUACAUCAAAUUUGACGAAGUAAAUCAACCUUUCAAAAUUCUUACGAGAAAAAAUAUGAAAUAGAAACGACUACUAGAAGAGAGUAGCACGACGCCUUUCCCCAUGCUUGAGUAUUGACUUUCUCUAUCUUUAUCUGGAUAUCUGAAUCUGACUCUCGUCGUCAUCUGGAGUUAUUGUGAUUCUCUCUAUUUUUCACUUCAAUCAUCGUUGAUUUUAUUCUUAGCUCAACCACUUCUCUCUAUUUUCGACUCUCAUUCUUGAUCUACUUACUUAAUCCACUUAGCAGCUCAACUAUUACCACCACAAACAAGAUGGGCAUUCCUCGUUUCUACCGUUGGCUCGCGGAGCGAUAUCCGCUUCUGAAUGAGACAAUCUUAGAGAGUCAAAUCCCAGAAUUCGAUUGCCUCUACUUGGACAUGAACGGCAUCAUUCAUAACACGAUUCCGACGUCUGCUAUUAUGGCUAAAAGAUUAUCAAACUCAAGAAAGAUUCAACAAAGCUGUCAGGCAUAAAAUUUAGAUCUUACACCUCUUUCCUUCAGAAGCCUUCUUUGGUCGUAUGCGAGGGCAGACUUCUAGUUUUCCUAGAAGGAUAAGCUCAGUAGUAAAAUUCGACAAGGGACGUAUUUCCUUGCGUCUUUCUUACAAUAAAUGCUAGCUUUAGCCGACACUCACACUUCUCUAAAAACAGCGAAGAGGAGAUGUUUCUCCAAGCUUUUGCGUACAUCAGUCGUUUAUUCGGGAUUAUCCGUCCAAAGCGUUUGUUAUACUUAGCAUUGGACGGUGUAGCCCCUAGAGCGAAGAUGAACCAGCAGAGGUCGAGACGGUUUCGCUCAGCCAACGACACAAGGGAAGCUGCAGAAUUGAAAGAGAGAAACGAGAAAUAUUUCUUCAAAGUAGAUACUUCAAAGGCCGUUGACAACUCGACAACUUCUGCAACCACAACUAGUCCCGCUUCUGCAACUGCAGCUGGUUUAAGCACUAGUUCGUCAAGCAUUGCUGCAAAUGCAAUCGGAAGUAGUAGCACUUUUAGAAGUACAACCAAGACCAAGUGGAAGUUUGAUCGGAAUGCGAUUACACCUGGGACGCCAUUUAUGCAGAGAUUGAGUUACCAACUGAAUUUUUUCAUCCUGCAGAAGUUAGAGACGGACCCAAGAUGGCGACAGUGCGAGCAAUUCAUUUUCUCAGGGAGCGAGGUCCCAGGUGAAGGCGAACACAAGAUGAUAGACUUCGUAAGAUGUAGUAAGGCACAGAAGAACUUCCAUCCAGAUACGCGACACUGUUUUUACGGCCUAGACGCGGACUUGAUCAUGCUCGCGAUUGUGUCGCACGAGAUCAAAUUCUCGCUUUUACGAGAGGAAGUGGUAACUAUACUUUAUUCUCCCUAUAAGUAUCUCUAUACUUAUUCAUUAAUAACGCCGUCGUGGUCGGGGCUGACUCAGUUCUUUGAUUUCAUAGGGUUCUCCUUCGAGUGAGUACCGGCGAGAGCCGCCUCGGGGAGCGGCCAGCUUCUCACGCUGGCGGUUCAUCACGGUGACGAACGGAGGAGGGCGGGCCCGGUUUUGGCAGACGCGUCGGCUGUGCCAGGAGUGCGCGCGGCUGUGUCGUUCUACCUGGUGGCCCACGCCCCGCCCGGUGACGACCCGCGCGCGGAGAAGUGACGGCAUUGACAGACGGAUUAGCACCCACGCAGCACAGGCCUCAGGGUGUAGGGUUCUCGGCUCUUUCGCUUCAAAAUACAACCAGGGGAUGCCGCCACGAAUGCAGACCGAGCCCGCGCGUGACUUGUAUCGCCUCGCUGGAGUUCCACAGUCGAAGCCAGGCGUUGGCAGGUAUCAGUCACCACCCGCCCCCGGCGGUCAGGCUAGUGGCUGGCUUUUUGCAAUUGACUCCGUUGCGUGUCGUCGCGAAGUCAGUCCGCGGACAGAAACGGACGCCCAGACAUGCACGAGCUCGGUAGCGGGUGGCCCGUUGGUUUCGGACGGCCGUGCCAUGGCAGGCGAGGCGCCCCAUAUCUGCGCGGGUGCAGGGUAGGCCUCACGGACCGGCGAAACCACAGGAGAGUGGUCGCGCCACGGGCAAACCUAUCAUACGAAGGCACCGCCGCCACCGCCUUGGCGCCGGUGGUGCAGUUUGCCGGCCUUGCAUUUUGGGAGGGGCCGCGCGCUGGUCUGUCGGCGGUCGGCGCUUUCUUUUCAAGUUGAGCCCGCUUCGUUCGUAGGCUGUCGCUAGUCGUCGGCCAUGCAGCUGAGACUGGCGGGGCUUGUGGAUCAGCAACAGACGCUGCAGCCUUUUGGAUUUGGGUGGGUGAGAUAGGUGAGCAAGCGCACCGGGCUGGGCUGGUGAGGCCACCGACACCGCGAGGCGUGAGAUUAUGGGCGAGCGGUUUCGCGCGCUUUUUUCUUGCUCAGUCAGACAGAAUGAAGGGCAUGCAAGGGAACCAGCGCCGGGCGCGAUGGAACCAGAGACGGGCGCGGUGGAAGGGCUUGCGCGUGUCUGGCUGGGGUCUCCUUGCUUUGUCUCGGUCUGUGCUUGUGCAGCCACGUAGCCCAUUUUUCUUAUCGGUGGGCUUCGUUUUCGUUCUUUGCUUGGUUGGCGAGCUAUCUUGCGGCGGGAGAAGACAACGCUGGAGCAGCAGCAACGCCAGGAGGCUGGGAAGGAGACCAAGACGAAGGGGGCAAAUUGUAGUGGUGCGCUCCGCGGGGUGCUUCUUGUGCUUUCUUUCUCCACCCAGCGGAUUCCCUCGAGGACAAAGCAAAAAGAGAAACGCCGCAAAAAGUGCAUCGCGUCAGCCUUGGAGGGGGUCUUAAAAAAACUAAGCGGAAGGGCCUACGCCGGUCUAUCAUGGAAUGGAAUGCAGCGGCAGACGGGACCGGGUUGCCAACUUGACUUCAGCACGGCACAAGGGAAGGCACGGCAAUGCGCAACGAUGUGGCCUGAGACUAGCGCCUUAGCAGCAGGCCGCCACCUGGUCGCAUCAGUGAGCACAGUCGCGCAGAACACGUCUGCUGGCCUCGCCACUGAUGGAACAGCCCAGACCUGGGCGGCAAGUACAGACGUGCGGCGCGGCGUGAGGCCAAGCCAGACGAUGGCCGGGGAGCGAAUCGUAGACGGGGGCACCCUUUGCAUUGUUCCAGGUCACGUCAUGGGGAUUGUCAUGCAGAGCAAUUUCCUCAACUUCCUGGAUGGCACGGCGUGGGCAAGGCCUCCGGUGCGUGCGACUAUGGAAACGCGCGCGGAGGUAAUGGACAUGACGCGCUGGCUGGUCAACGGCGGCUUCGCUCUGGGCUGAUCUUGCUGCGUGAAGCCCCCUCCUGCCUGCGGGCACGGUGCGGGACCUUGCUGACGUGGGUGGUUUGCUGUGUGGUGCUGCUAAGUGAAGCGGCCAGUAUCGCAAGCCCGUCGCAAUCUCGUCGGACUGAAUGUCCCGCAGUACCAACUGGCUGCCGGCUCGCCUACUCUUCGGCGUGGGAGGGGGCGCUUCUUCUUUGCGUGCCUGCCCGCCUGGGCUCCUUUGUUUGAUGGCGUGAGUGUUAUAUAAAUAUCUGGCGCUUGUUUUCGUUUUGUUUUUGUAGGCUUAUUUUUUUUAAUUAUGUUGGAGAGAUGAAGCCGGCGCCGCGUGCUGACUGAGUGACUCAAAAGCUCAGAAAAGUAUAAAAAUCGAAAACCCGCACCCAGGUCUUCACUCGUGCAGUUACAAACACGCAGAACAAUAAGCGACUGAUGAUGCAAGAGGGCCGUUUCCAACUUUUGCAUCUUGCAUUACUACGAGAAUACAUGGAUAUGGAGUUUCGCGUCCAUGACUCACCUUAUUACGAUCUGGAGCGCGUUCUCGAAGACUUCAUUCUCAUUUGCGCCAUGGUAGGCAACGACUUCCUGCCGCACCUUCCGUUUUGCGACAUGAAAAGCCUGAAGGGGAUCUUCACAGCGUAUAAGGAAUACUUGCAGAAAAUGUUAUCGGUGCGAAGCGGCACCACGGGAGAAGAUCCAAAUUAUGCAUUUCUAAACUCAUGCUAGAAGAGGACAUGAUAGAUGAGUUGUUUAUUUCGUAGUAACUAAGUUGUACUAGCAGGACAAGGACUUUUUAUUAAUGACCAGCCCUCCUUGUACUUCUGCUUCUCCUUGUGCCUUGACAACUUAUUCCUCUUCUUGUGGAUCUUUUCUUCAGUUGCACUUCUCUAAAAAUACCCAGACAGGAAUCGUUACCUGGUGUACAACUGUGGCCAGAUCGACUGGGGAAACUUCCUGCUCUUCCUGGAUCUUGUUUUGUUAUGGCCAUGAAUAUGAUUUUUUUUUAACUAUCUAUCAUGCUUUGUUGUUGAGGAGAAUGAGUGGUGCCAGCCAGUUGCUAUAAAAAGGGGUCCCUUGUUCCAACAGAAUCAGACUCACGUAACUCGCACGGAGUAGCCUGCUUGUUACAUUCUUGUCAAAAACCGACUGGCUCUCAACUGCCCAGCCAUACGUACGUAGCACAAGCAAGUCAACAAUCUCUAACGGCAGCUCGUGAAAUCUUGUCUAUGGCCAACAUCGUCAAGAAAGGAGAUUCCUACAUCCUAGGAAUGAAGCGGAUGGCAGGACCUGAUGCACAGAGGCUAGAAGCGCUGCUGCCAAGACCGGAUAAAAAGCCCUGUCGUACCAUGGGAGACAUCCGGUCGAAAUGGUAUAGGGUCAAAUUCGGAUUGGAGAACUUCUCGGAACAAUUGUCGGGUGACGUGAGCGAAGGUGCGGUGAAGGGAGGCGGGAGAGCUUUGGUUAUGGAGGAAAUGAAUGGUUCAGGUUCUGGCAUUUGGUAACCUGAAUUUGAUCCUAAGGGAAAACAAGAAGAGAACCCUUAGGAUCAAACUCAGGUUACCAAAUACCAGAACCAUACAGGAAAUGGGUUAACAAGUACAAGUAGAAGGAGAAGGACAUGACUGCAGUAGUUCGCCUUAAAGUUGUCACAACGUCGAGGAAGAAAGGAAAAGCUUUCAUACGUUGAGCUUGUUGUAGUUCUUUGUGUAGUUUGUCGGAUAGUACUAGACAAAGUUUAUUAUAACGUAGUUCCAUGUUGAACUUGAAGAACAUGAACAUGAUUCCUCUAAUCUCCACAACCUCUACGAAGAAGAGCGGGUUGAAGCUGCACGUGUCCACGUGCAAAAAGGGUACAGGAAUUUCGAGGAGAAAAAAAUAGAGGUAGCCAAAAUGCGCAGUUCAUCUCCAUGUCCAUCAAAGAUCAUCAGAACAAGUAGUACAAUCAGUGGCAAAACGACAUCUCUAGUGUUGCCUGCGCCGUCACCUGGUAGCUCUUCCUUGGCUAUUGAGUCGGGUACAUCAUCUUCUACUGGUGGGGGAGGUGGUGCCGCUGUCGAUUCGGAAGUGCCUGAGAAGCAACAUCAAGACAAAAAAGUAGACUCAGAAGACAGCACAAAAACAAAAUCUACAACAGCAACCAAGAAGCAGGGAUUGUUUAGUAGUUUCACUUCACAACUAUCGUCUGCUGUCAGGGCAGUGAUUCCAGGAGGUAGUAGUUCAGCAAAGGUAUCUAACAAGGAUGAAGUUUCUGAAAAUAGUGCAACCAUUGCUGAAGCUGAGGGUCCUGGCUCUAGCACCUCAAACGCAGCAACAGAACUGGAGAAGCUUCUCAGUGCACCCAUGGGAGAUGACGACGAUGACGACAUUCUUGGUCUGGGAGCGGCAAUGGCAGGACUAGGCGUUGGGAUGGAUGAGGAAGACGACGACGAGGAUCUUUUUGGUGCAGAGAACGGGGAUACAACGAAGAACAAGGUGUUGGAGAAUGGAAAUGGUGCAAGUGGAACUUCUUCAGCUUCAGCAGCAAAAGAACAUUCUGAGCGUAUCUUCGACAUAGCAAACGCUUACCUCGAAGGCCUGCAGUGGGUCGUCUACUACUACUUCCGAGGCGCCGACCGUUGUGGCUGGACGUGGUUCUACAAGGAGUUUCACGCACCACUCGUCGUGGAUAUGUACAGAUUUUUGGUGGCGAAGGUAGUGGAGAACGACAAGGCGGCGAUUUGUUGGCCUUUGAGGACGAUAAAGAAUCUCAAAAGCAGUGGAACGAGCGGACAGGUAGAGGCUUCUUCGACCUCAAAGUUGUUAGCGUUAGAAGAUGAGAGUGGGAGUGCUAGCGCAACAGGAUUAGAAGCAGCUGGUACACAAGCGACAUCUUCUUCUACUACAACAACAAUUGUGGCACCGACAACGUCCACGACUCUUUCCAAAAAGAACAGCACGAAUACAAUGUCAGAGGUAGAAGUAGACAGACGUCGCGAACUCGAAAUCAUUGAUCUGCCUGCUCUGAAGCAAAUGGAAUAUUUCAGUCUACAGGAAAAAGGAAUUUCUGGCCCAGUUUCGCCUUUGACCCAGUUGAUGUCCGUCCUACCUGCCGCAUCCGCCAAUCUGGUCCCAGAACCUCUGCGCGAACUCUUCGUAGAAGGCAGCCCGAUCGCGCAUUUCUACCCCUCAGAUUUCCCGGUCGACACAGACGGCGUCAAGGUGCCUUGGGGUGGCGUGACCUUAAUCCCGUUUAUCGAUCCCGCUUUGCUGGAGUCUACUCUAGCAGACUACUUCGCGAACAAACUCUCGCCAGAAGAUCGUGCUAGGGACGAACGAAAAGGUCAAUUGUUCUGUUAUCGCGCCAAAGUCCACGACGCACGAUUGAAGUUGCAGGAUGGUUUGGCAAGUUUGAUGAUGGAGGUACAGAAUGCGAACAAUGCAGGAAUGCAGAAUGGAGAGACGACGCAGAAGGAGCCACUCAGUGCUGAAAGUCUAGAAACAUUGAUAUCUGAAGUUUCUACGGCUUCAAACAGUGCUCCAUCUUCCGAAGAGGAUACUAGCAAGAGAGCUAACCUAGGAACGUUGGUGUGUCUUCCUGCGACAGUGCCGCCACAAGCUUUCAUCGGUGUGCGAAAGGCUGCCAUAAACCUCGCAGUGGGCCUGGCCAACACCCUUCCUAGCGAAAAAGAGAAGCAGGAUCUCAAGGCUUUAGUAGUGGCAGAAAAGCAAAGGCCUGAUUUUUUAGAACUGGCGAAGAAGAUAUCGGCGAAGCUUAGGAAAGAGAAGGAAGAGGCUAGGAAAAAGUCGCCAGUAAAGGCAAAAAAGGUAAAGGCCCCCAUCAAAGUAGAACCCGGUGGAUCUCCAUCUCAUCAACAGCAAGAGAUAAAACAAGAAGAUGAAGGCCCACCGCUUCCUCCGUUGCUACCACUCCGUGACGACAUCAUAGUAAAUCGCUUGAAAGAACUGCUAGCGGAACUACUAGACGAAUCUUCAAGUUCAACUGCAGCGACCACAAAGAAUUUCGACAGCAUGUCGAAAACCUGCUGUCCUGUGCGCUUAGUCGAGAAAACAACCGAAACUGUAGUCAGAUCCUUGCUCCCUUCUCAUUUCGCGGACUUUCGACUGAGGGAAUGCGUCAAAUACGUCUGCGAGCAUCCGAAAAUACCGGAAAGCAUGGCCCAUUUUCCGAACUACCCACUUCUGGGAUGCAAUGGGAGUGGCGGUAGUAGAGAUUCCUCGACGUCUAGUGGUGAGCUUCCGUCUAGUGGUGAGCCUCAAGUUGAGGGUACUACAACUACUGCUGGUAAACAAGAUCAAGAACUACAGUUGCCUUGCGCACUCGUCGACCCUACUUGGCCAUCCCUACACCGUCUCCCCAUCUUAAUUGCCAAACUCGAGUCCGGGAUUCAGGUCUUCGACCGCGCAGCCUUUGAGAAGGGCAUUUGCUUGGAGAUUCCACGAACUAGUCGGUUCUAUGCUAGAAAUGGGAUGGUCACCAAUGGUAAUGACUCUGCUUCUCCCAAGAUCAAUUGUGAUGACUCUGCUCUGGUCCAUUUUGCCAACUCCCUGGUAGGCAAGUACUGCUUCACGGAUUAUCCCUACAUGCGUUUGGGAUAUGUGCGCGAGGUAGUGCGCUAUGUGGAACCAGAACCGCUACCACAGGAGUCAUUACCGUCAACGGAAACUGUAUCUGUAGGAGGUGCAGCUUCAAAAGAGGCAACUGUAAGUCCGGGUGCGGGGGCUGCGCCAGACGGAGCUGCAGCAAAUGGAACUACAUCAAUGUCUGCUACGGACGGAUCUCAACAGCAGCGUCAACAGGGCAAGAGCAAGAAGAAAAGCAAGCAAAGCAAUGUUCCAGACACCCCAGAGAACGAGCAAUUAAAGCGUGAAGUCGCUUAUCUCACUCGCUACCUGAACAACCAUGGCAUAGUGAUCCCACCAGAUCGCGCCUGGUGGAAACAGGCGGUUCUAGUGAGCAUCUUGAACGUACGACCGGAUGGAAGUUUGGAACCAAUCCCGACAGAACGGCGGGUGAGGUUUGCACAUUUGGUGCGGGAAGCACCGCUUGAGGUAUUGCGGAAAGCAGGCGUUCUCGAUGCUGCGGCUAAUAUAGAGAAAACUUCAUCUAGCAGCGCCAGUACCAGUGAAAAAACAUCUCCUGCUGGUAAAUCCCCUCUAGUGCGAAAAAUUGAAUCAAAAGAGACACUAAAAAAACAAUACUCAGGAACCCCGUUUGGGUUAAAAGGUUUGUGCCUUUUGGAGGAACUUUUUAGGACCGGCACAUCGGUGGAUACAACCGACAAGCUAGAAAAUUUGGCCGGUCUAAAAUUAUGGCUUCCCCCAAUCCAUCUCCGCCUCCGGAAGGGAGCAUCUAUCAUGUAUCUUGUUUCGUCGGGAAUGAAUGAAUGAAGCUGUCCCAUAAGGAGGAAGAAGCACCAAGAUGCAUAAUUUCUUUCAAGAUGGAUAGGGGUGAGCUCUAAUCAAAUCCCUACUCCUGAAAACCGACCUCCUCUCCGGUGCUGCGUUUUCUUCUACCGUCGGGGCUUUGUGUUACAAGCACUUAGCGCCGUUGGUGCUGAAGGAUAGGGUAGAUUUCUUUCGGCUAGAAGCUCUUGUUGGAAGUACUGUAGCAGCAAACAAAGUACUGCGACAAUUAUUCGCCGGCGCAGUCCAUAGUGCCGCAGAGACUCUUUUUAAUUAAGGCUACUCCCUCACGACACUCACACUAGUAUGUUUGUAAUCUGUAAAUCUGAUGUGAAGCAUCCAUCGAUCCUCAGUGAAGUUCCCAUUGAAUCCUUUCAAAGGGGAAAUAAUUCAAAGGGGAAAUUAAGUGGCAAGAAACCAACCCACUCAACAACCAGGGAAAGAGCGAUAUUCUUUCCUUCUGUUUCCUUGUUAGGAUUAUAAUUUCGAAGAAAUGCAGGGAAGACGAAGUGAAUCGUUUUGGCUUCUAAUUCAACGUGGAGCCGAUGCACUGUGGCUGUUUCUUAUUCAAGCGGACCGGCGCAGUGGGCAACCUCUCAGAGUCUAAGCCAACGCAUAUACAAAUCAACUCGAAAGAAUACCAAAACCUAAUGACUGAGUUAUGGCUACUACUAACGAUACAGUUUUUUUAACAAGUACCCAACAAGCGAGUGAGCGGAACGUCGAACGUUCGUUGUUCUUACCCCUCUCGACCUCGACUUCCUUCGAGGACCUAAACGAGCAUAGUGAUCAGGUUUGUUUUAGAUGAAGUUAGGAGCACUUCUUCACAUACUAACAAGUAGUAGAUUGUCAUUGAUGUUCAUGUUCGCCUUGAUGAUGUCAUCUGACAUAAACAAGUAACCGCGCUAGGUAGACGAGCUAGAGUUCUAGUUGAGAUCUUCAUGAUCAGAAAUGUCUAGGGACGUUGAUGAAUUGAGUCUAAUAUUUAGAGUAAGGUAAAUAACGGGUUGCUCGGGUUGCCGAAGCGCAGGGGUCCCAAAUCUGGAACGGGUUGCCACGGGUUGCCAGGAGAAUCCUGACCCAGCAAAAUGGGGCGCAGCCGGGCUAGCAGAUCAAUACUUAUAUUAUCAUGUAAGUAUUUACGUAGAUGUACUUACAUGUUCAGCAGCUACAGCAGCAGCAGGACCUCCACAUCUUCCUGUUCCACAUUUUCUAAUGUGAAGAGACAACGCCGCGAUAUUCCAGUCCAAGGUGAAAAAGCACACUAUGAUGUACUCACGAAAUCACACCAAUGAGUUGACGCUAGCCCCUCCACCAACCGAACCUAACGCAGCUCCACCUCCGCUGCCAACUAGAACUGAACCUAAAACCAGUUAAGGCUCAAUAAACUCAAUAAGUAAUUGUUUUUUCCUCUGGUCUGUCUUUUUUCUAGUUAGGUCGGCUCCACCACAAAUAUAAGUAAUUGCUCAUCAGUUUCUUUCUUUUAAGUAAAAUAGUUUCUUGAAUUCUAAGGCCAAUGAGAUUGUUCAUUACAACCAAGGGGGGCCAUUUCUCUUUCUUGUAAGUCCCUCUUCUUGGGACAUUUCUCUUUGUUAUUCCCUGCUCUUCUUGGGAUAUAUUAAGAAAGUAAGUGUCAUUUCUCUUUGUUAUUCCCUGCUCUUCUUGGGAUAUAUUAAGAAAUCAUGAGUUGUAUCUAAACGAAUGAUAUUAAUGAGUUAGAAUUAUUUUGAGCUCUAUCUCGAAAAUUCUUGCGGUAGCGCAGAAGAAGCAGACGGUGAAGGAGCUGAGCAAUCCUCUUCAUCUUCGCAAGCUGAGCAAUCCUCUUCAGGACAAAAAAUUGACUCAAAGAGUAGCAAAGCUGACUCAAAGAGUAGCAGAAUAUGGAUGAUGUUUUUUCCAUCUUUCAGACUAUCUUCGAGGCCCCCAUAAGGCUACAACUUAUCCGUUUUCAUAAGGGGGAUGAAAGGGUAGUUGCCUCGAUGGUCUGGCUCGAUGGAAUAGACGCCAUUCAUACAAAAGCAGUAAGCAAGAGAGAGCAGCGAGCAAAAGGAAAGAAGCUUGGAAGGACAUGUCCUGGGUGCAGCGUUUGUGGCAGAACCCGAAUUGGCAGGAAAAGCAAUACUACUCGCCGCAACUUACGUGGUUUUCUCUGGUCGAAAUCUGUGGUUUUUUCCCGAGGGAAAUCAAAAUACCUGCCUUUAUUCAGCUUCUAGGCAGUUUCUGGAUCAAGACCUACGACGACGCAGUCGAAGACAUCGGGUUGAACCUGACGUAUUCCCAGAAUCAACGGUUUGGGCCGAAUUCUGUUAAGGCUAGUAAUUACACAUUCAGGAGACUCACAUUAAUUAUCACUUAACAGCGAUCCAGUGCGCCCAGCGUGCCCAGCCCACCCAUGUUGGGAAACCGUAUAAGCUGUUCUAAUAAUAUAAUUCAUUGUAUUUUAUUAAUUCAUCCUUCGUUCAAGUUCAAAGCAUCCACCUGAAAUAAAGUACUAUCUAGACUCCCCGGGCCGGGGUGCCCCAGAAGACGUCGAAGAAGGGGAAAGAAUUUUCGACCAAGGCUGGGGUUGGCGUGAAAGAAUUUGCGACAAGGUGAGACAAGCGCCCGAUGGGCGCGCACUCCCCUCCGCCCAGCGGUAGUCCGGCGGAAGUGAGAGGCCCCAAAUAGUAUAGCGAAGAAAAUGGGGCCCCAUUCCCACGGACCAUUCAAAGCACCCACCUGAAAAGUACCAUCUAGAUCUACCUCCCUGAUCUUCUUCAAUGAUGCAGCUUGUGAGGAGAAGAUGACUGAUGCUUAUGUCUAACUCUAGCAUGCUCUACUACGCCAUUCCUAGUUAUUCGCGGUGUAAGGGUCCGGAAUUCGCCAAGAAGCAGGACUAUCAGUACUCCGGAGAGGUUGUGGUGCUGAUCGCAGAAUACUUUGACAAGUUCUUAAGGUUUAUCGUACUUAGUUCAUGAUCUUCAUCUUGAGAAGCAUCUUUGGCGGGUAUUUUUUCGGGGAAAAAUUAUAGUGAGAGAUGCACUUCAACUAAGGUCUAAAAUUCCCGGAAUUGUACACGUACUUGAAGGCAUGGGGUAACGAUGAGAACGAUGCCUACUCGGGAGCUUCGUCUUCGUACCCGGUUCAUGUACGGAAGAUCUUUCAGGAAGUCUCGGAGCCAGAUGAGAAGAAUCCAGUUAAGAGGAAAAGCUGGGUUUUGUUUUUUUCAAACUAAUCAGUACGUACAGAGCACGACUACAUACUCAGACAGUAAUAUACUCAGACAGUAUAGUAGUAAGUAGUACUCAGACAGUAUAGUAAUAGUAGUAAGUAGUACUCAGACAGUAUAGUAGUAAGUAGUACAACUAAGGUAGUGUAUAUGGUGUAUUACUGAAGAACUCAGAAGUAGUGCUAAGAGGACACAUGGAGUCUCCAAGUCCACUCACUCUACUUAAAAAUCUUCUUCUUCUCUACUUCAUCUCACUCUAACUCCCGCAAAUUCAAGACCAUCGCGCGUACGAAAGAGCAAACUUCGUAUCGCGUGGAUCAAUUGCUCAAGUUCGUUACCAGCUGGCCUCAUGCCAAAUUGCCCUUUACCAGUUUGCGACACGAAUGUCUCCCGAGAACGAUCAUACGUUCAUUGGAGAAGGAAUGUGACUUGUUGGCGCCAAAAAGAGUUAAAGAAGCGAAGUUCGGUUCGACUCCAUCGCCAACAAAAGGGGCGAACAGUGUGACGAAAAAGUACUUUUUUACAAUGGCCGCGUUUUUGCUCAUGAGAGAAUUGAACUUCGAUUGUUUCACAACCAAGAUGCCGAUGCGACCACCUAGCCUCUCACAGGUUUAACACCGCCAACUUCUUGCUCCGUCUCAUCAAUACUACCACCCUCGUUAUUCUCAGUUCCACCCUUUUUAUUCUCAGGUGGCUGCGAACUACCACGAUUAAUGCCAUGAAGGCAAAGGCGGCUGCUGCUGAGUCGCCCUUGCCCUUCUUAUCUCCUGAUGAAGAGAGCCCUGUUCGCGCUCGCCCUGCUCCGCCAAUAGAUGCGUUAAGGCUACUGUUCAUCUAUUUCCAGCACCUUUUGACUUGAUCUUAGUGAUGAACAUAUUCUCAGUCAGAUAGAUGAUGACGAUGAGCAGGACUCACUUACCGUUAUUUCCCAACUGAACUCAAUCUCAAUCACAUCGAUCUAGGUCGUAGGUGAUGAAAGACUUCUUCCUACACCUCUAACCAAAAACCUUGGUCCCUACACCCUCGAGCCCUUCAAGUCUUCCGAUUUCAUUGGUGUCAUGUGUGACACGCCAAAAGCUGCAGGGGAGUUUUUCCUAGGCCAAUCCGUUGUGUACGCGAAGAUUGGCGGACUCUUGCGUCUCGGAACACACGCGAUCGUCACUGGGGUCUUCUAUGAACCGAGUGAGGAAGUGACGACAGCGAGUACGACGACGAUGGGUUCUGCUUCAGUAGCUGCCUCACCAGAAGAUAGUACAGACGGCGCAAUCACCAACACGACCGCAAAAAGUUCUUGUACUUGGGUAGUGUCAAAAGUGGAGAUCUUACUGCGGGAAUCUAGUAUAGGCGCAACGGACUUGCGUGGAAGAUGCUCGCCCAUGCGUGGGCUGCUAGUGACGCCAAUUGAGAUCAUGGACGUUCAUGCGAAAAAGUGGUCGACUCCCCAACUUUUCAUAUCUGGCCCAACACAAGAGAUGCUCGACAACUACUACAACUACAGCGCUCCAGCUGCUUCAUCCACCGCAGGUGGAAAAGGACAAGACGAUAUGAGCAAACGGAAGAAGAACAGCAAGGCUUCGAACAGCAAGGCUUCUUCUACAAUUAAGGCCUCCUCCUACUAGACUAGUUCAUCUUCUCUAUGUAAUAGUGAUCCCUCAAGCUCAACAGAAGCCGUACAAGAACAGGGAAGAUAGUGAUACUUAGUGGGGCAUGUAGUUCUUGCGGGAUGGGGAUCCCGCCCACAGGGAUGAAAAGGGGGAAGCUCUAAUACAAGUACUGACGCAGGGUCUGCUACUGCCGCGGCCGCGUCGUCCUCGUCAACAUCGGGGAAGCAAGGAAAGUCUAAAGGCAAGAACAGUAAAGAAGGCGCAAGGGGUGGAGGCGCUAAACAGGCACUAGAGGAUUCACCAGAAGCCGCGAGUUCCCCAGAUGGACCCCCAAAGAGCAUCAGUCCUAACGCUGUGGUAAGGACUAUUGCUAAGGCUUGAGGAAAUCCAUCGUCACCGUCACAGGCAUCUUCUUGGUCCCGUUUGUCAAGGGAAAGGGGGGCGAGAGAUGCUCCUGUUGACGAUGGAUUUCUGCAAGUUCGAAGAUUGGCAAUCGCGGCGGCAAACAAAAGGGAGGGAAAGGCAAAGAAGGCAAAGGUGGAAAAAACAGCUUUUCGCCAAUCGAUAACAAUGAUGACAACUACUAUGCUCGGGCUGCAAUAGGAACAGACAUGAACUCGUCGAACAAGAACAAGGGUAAGCAGAAGCAAGGAAGCAAUAUCGCUGGAAGUAAUUCUAGUCAAAUAAGUAGUCAACAAGGUCAUCGUAAAGGUAAAGCUAAAGGUGGAGGUGCUAUGAGUUACUACAACGACGCUGCUGUUUCCUUGAGUAAACUGACCGAGAGUUCGUCAUCUCAGCAUUCUGGCAAAGGACAGCCUACUCAUUCAUCUUCACCAGACAUUCACUAUCAGGACUACGUCAAGAACUAUGGGAACAAGGGAGGCAAGGUGUAUCUCACCAACCCUGAAGGCGAGGCAGCUUUCCAACAAGCCAGAAAUGCCAGCUACUCUUCUACAUCAUCCAAAGGCAGUAAAAGUACAAGUAGUGCAAGCGCUGUACUACAACCACCUGUAACUCUACUAGCUGCUCCUGGCCGAGAACAAGAUCCUUAUGCAGCUGCCUAUGCAUAUGCGCUUGGGGAGGAUGCACACCUUCUUGCCGAUCCUGCCUACGCUGCCGCGCUCGGAGUAGAUCCAGCACUGCUUGCAGGUACUUCUGCCGCUCGUACCAUUCCAGUAUUGACCAAAGCUACUGGGGGUAAAGCUCGUGGCGGUAAAGCUAAAGCUGGUAGUAAAGGUAAACACGCUGUUGCAACUACAGCAACAACUGCUGUCAAAGGGGGUGCUCCCAAAGGAGGUGCUGCCAAAGCCAAAGGUGGUAAAGAAGUACGUGUGAGCUCGCAUUUGGACCCCGCUGCUCUAGGGCUCGACCCUGCACUGGCGCUAGAUCCUGCACUUGCGCUCGACCUGGCAUAUCCCAGUGCUUAAGGCUCACCUACAUCUUAUACUUCGGUUACUGUAAAGCCAUUUGAAAUUGAAUGAAGAUGGGACGAAAGAAUAUUGGAUGAAGCUACAAGGAUCAAUGCAGGGAUGCCUGCUAGCAAUGAGCGGCAGCACCUCCUUCUACAUGAAGAAAUAGAAAGGAAUGUUGAUUUUUUUCUCGAUGUAAUACAGUGAGUCUUCCUCAUGGUCUAUCUCUAUUUCUAAGACGAUGCUCACGAGGCAUCAUCUCCUGUUUAUUACACUACUGCGCCUUCUGCAGCUAGUGCUUACCACGAUCCUGCAGCUUUGCUUGGCUUACCUGCUACUGCUGGUGCAACCCAUGCUGCACUUCCUCUUGGAGGUGCAGCAGCAGCCGCACUUGCAAGAACUUCACCUCAGUACUUGAUGGCAAAUCCUGCUUACUACUCAGCUGCUGAACGUGCAGCGGCUGCGACACAAAUGCAAAUUGCUGCUGCUGCGCAUGGAAUGAGAGUGUUAAGACAAUAAAGGAUACUUUUAAAUACGAUUGAAUGAGAGGAAUGAAUAAAUGUUUCUAGUACUUCUAAGUACUCUUCCCACGACUCUUAUUGGUUCAGAGUGCGAGCGGGUAGAGUUCUUCCUUGUAUUUCAUCUCCUACUCCUUAACCCUAUUCACAUUAGUUCUUGUUGUCAAGAUCUUCGUCUAACAUUACCAGCCGGCGCUGCGGUUCCGCCAGCGCCACCACCGCCUGGCUACGUUUUGGCACCAGCCCCACCAGCAGCUGCAGCGCAGCGACCACCAACCGUAGCGGCUCCGCGGCUAGCAGCUCCGCAGCUAGUGCCUGCACGUACUCCUGAAGGUGUCCUCUAUUAUCGUCCCGCUCCGCGUGCGAGGGCCGCUCCUCCUAGCGUACCAGCUCCUCCGAGUCUACAACAUGGUCUACAACCUCGUUCGACCGCCCCCACUGUGCCCGCUCCCCGCGGCCCAGCAAGAGCGACUCCCCCUAGUGUACCGGCUCCGCCUGGACCGAGCAGAGCGAUGCCUCCUAGUGUGCCUGCUCCGCUCUUGUUCCCGUCGCCAGGAUCAAGUGAAGAUCUGUACUAUGAAUAGAAGAGUGGUUGGAUGACUGAGAUGAAUGCGAUAGCCGCGCACUUGAUUUUCGUAUAUUUUUUUGGCUGAUUCAUUAUUAUGUGACGAUGAAAAAUAGAGAUAUCAUGACUUGAAGGUGAGGGUAGUGCUACUGUCAGAAAACGCAUCUACUGCUGACCCCUGGUCAUGCAUUUCCAAUUGUGUAAAUCAAUCUCAAAAAACAACGAAAGACGCAUUGAUGUCUCAAGUUUAUGUUCGCUUAUAUUUCAAUCUUCCGAUCCGUGCACAAGCUGCUAGCUCGUAGCAAGCGCGGUCGUCAUGUAUUAUUUCUCCAUGUUAUUUUAUUAGAUUUUGUAAACUGAAUUGACUUGUUGUUGUUCUACCUGAUGAGGUACCGUAAACACUAGCACCACCAACAAUAGCAUGACAGUUACAACUUCAUUGAUUUUAUUAUUUUUUCAGAAAAGAUCGCAUCAAAGAUGAAGGUAUGAAGCUAAAGCUAAUGGGAUAUCUAAUUUCGAGAAGAUAAUGCUGCGGAUAUUGACUUGUAUUGACUUCUGAGAAGCAGAAAGGAUCACGUCCUGAGCUGUAGAUCCGUUUGCGUUUGACGGGGGAUGCAGCUGCGGAAAAGGAAUCGAUGUCAAAGUG